Mollisia scopiformis is the source of this 810-nucleotide messenger RNA. RefSeq lists its product as uncharacterized. The record is from RefSeq and is a predicted model, not a curated record. The transcript has a single exon. Lineage: Eukaryota; Fungi; Ascomycota; Leotiomycetes; Helotiales; Mollisiaceae. Bases 245 to 697 code for a protein of 150 amino acids.
UACUUACUUGCCUAGGUAGGUAUCCUGUGAAUAUCGAUAUGCCGGUCCGUAUCCGUAUCCUUGCUAUUAUUCGGAAGCGAAGCCGAGGUGGUGGUUAAUGUUGGAUUGAUCGACAUGUGAAUUUUCUCUGUUUCAUGUUCCAUUCGCAAUAUUGCCUGUUUUGUCGUUUUCGUCUGAUGCUGCUGUUUGUUCGUUCAAUAAUCUUGGCGACUUUCUCGAUGUGAAAAGUUUCGCCGCUUCAAUAAUGAUUGAGAAUCAAAUUCAAAGCUAUGUAAAGAUCAACGUCUACCUCACAAUUCCUUCUCCCUGCAUUUCUCACAAAGUUUGUCUGUUUCGGGUGCGAUUACACGACACGACGAAUCAAACCCUCACAAACUUCCACCUCCCUACUCUCGCAGUAUCUCAAUUCACUCUUUCUUCUCACCGCACAGCCAAACCUCGGGUCCUAGUUAAAACGCGAAACUCAAACCGGGCUGUCAUGAUGCCGCCGCAUCGCUGCAUACGCGUCGUACACGGCGAGCCAAUGGUGCGGGACGGCUGUUGCGGCACGGGAAGUGUAUAUAGAGGGGAAGACUUCCCCUUGGAGUUUCCGUGGAGUGUCCGUUCUUUUAUGUUGUUUGUUUGUGCGGCGAUGAUGGUGUUGUUUGGGCUCUUUUUGAUGUUUGGGGUUUGGGUUACGGAACGGAAGGUAGAGUGAGGUGGUUGGAGGGAAGUUGUUGUUGCGGUGUGCGGAGUGAUGGAUUUGGGGUGGAGGGAUGGCUUGGAAGUUGGAAGUUGGAGUGAGGAGAGAGUCCUACAUUGAAGAAAGGA